AACCAACGCUUGGAAGACAAUGGUGAUAUUGGAGCAUGUGAUAGAAGAGUAGAAGAGGAAAAAAUGUAUUCCUGUCAGACGGGGGCGGAGUUCCCCGCCACCAACCAACCUAGGGUACCCUGCCCAUCCUUAGACGGGGUAUCCUGCCACACCCCCAGCCACUACCCUGGCUGGAAGGCGGGCAAACCAAAACAAAUGCAUGAUCCCUGUCAUAUUGUGCAGGGGCAUACAACCCCUCAUCCUAGUGCAGCCAAUAGUCAUAUUACGGCGAGCAUUGAAGAGUCAGCGAGAACCGUCGCCACGGCGGGGGUUCCCGCCUCCCUAACCCAGAAAUCUGUGAUAGUCAGCUGUGUUGCCUGCCCGACCCUUCCGUCCCCACCUCGGCUCGCUGCUGCCCCCGAGCUUCUUGCUGCUUCUGCAGUAAAUGCUGCAGCUCCUGACGGAGAAACUCCCUCUGCUGAUGCCGACGCUUCUCUUGGAGAUAUGGGCCAACACAAAAAUGCAAUCUCUGAUGUAUGUUCUUCCAAUGAUCUGGAAAGGGUGGAAGGUUCCUGCAGCUUGUCAGAUGGUGCUCCUCACACUGCUGAGGGUACGCCCCCUUCCAGCCACGCCCUAGCCUCACCUCAAUCUGUCUAUAUAACCAAGACUGUGAAAACCCCUAACUGCGACAUUCCGGGCCGGUGCUCCGGCCAAUCUGUCCUUGACGACUGCGCCGCCGCGUCCGUCUUAAAAUCAAGCUUUAACAAAGCGGCUGUUUCAACUGCUACUUAUUAUCCUAAAACCGCCAACGGCGGAGCCAAAACUCGUCUUUCCACGGAGGAUUACCGCCGUCCCCUGACCGCUUGGAACCUCCCUCCAGGCGGCGGGCUGCGCGGUGGCGCACCUCAGCCAGGAGAAACCUCAGCCAUAUCUAACGGAACAUCAGGAUGGGGCCCACCCCCUUCAACUGGACACACCAGUAAUGUCGGGGGAUGGGGUAACGCCCCUCCCACCUCCUCUGGACCUGUGAGUGCCUGGGGUAGUACACCUGCCUCUGCUAACCCUGAAGAAGUAACGAAUGGUCAGAAAUUGCUCAACUCAGGUCUUAUCUCAACCUCUCCCGGUCAACCAGGAUCUAUCCCAGCUGGUCCAAAUACACACACCCAGAACACAAACUUGGGCCCCAAUCCUUUGACUCAGAAUAUGGGCCCGAGUACCAUGGGAAUGAACCAGAAUCUGGGACCAAGUCCAAUGGGUCAAAACAUUGGCUCUAAUCCAAUGGGCCAAAAUCUUGGACCAAACUCCAUGGGUCAGAAUCUGGGACCAAGUCCCCUAGGACCUGGAAUGGGUCCAAGUCCUGCCCCUGCUAGUAACACUAGCUGGGCAGCAGCUGCUGGUAAAGGACUUCCACCCUCAGAACCAUCACAAGCUCACGGCGCAACCAACAAGCAGCUCGAGCAGCUCAACUCAGUUCGUGAAGCUCUCUUUUCUCAGGACGGGUGGGGAGGACAGAACGUAAAGCAAGAUACUAGCUGGGAUGUUGGUGUAGGGGGACUACUGGAACCAGCUGCCCCCCCUGUACCCUUGAAAACGGACGCUAUGCAGUGGCAGCCUGCAAAUACAGGCAGGAAUGAUGGAACAGAUCUCUGGAAAUCUACUUUGUCGGGCGUUCCACAGCCUGCUAAGGUGGCUUCUGCCACGCCCUGGGGAAACCACACCCCCGCCCACCCUGCCGACUAUAAGACCUGGGGAGAACCUGACGAGGAUCCUAGUGGAGGUGGAGGGGGAGGAGGAGGAGGAUCUGAAGGACGUGGUUCAACCUGGGCCGAGGAUAAUUCAGUAUCAGCUCCUCCACCUUGGGACGCAGAUCAAGGUCCUGGCAAACCUAAAGAAGAGAACAAUGGAUGGAACAACUCUGGAAACCAAUGGAGUGGCGGCGGUAACGGCGGUCCACCCGCCGAUCCUCGCCGAGAUCCUAGCUGGGGUCCACCACCCGUUAAACCCGUGGGCGGAUCAUGGGGUGGUCAGCCACAAAGAGAGCAGUGGCACACUGAUAGUCCUACAAUCGGCCGACGUAUGGACGAUGGAGGAUGGAAGGAUAUGCCUAUACCCAACAUGGGAAACCGUGGAGUACCUCCUGGUCCUCCUUCCCGCCUACCCCCUGGUCCUAGUAUGAAACAGGGAGAUGUUAGUCCUUGGGGUCAACCCAACCCUGGUCGCAGCUGGGGAGAGGAUGGAAUGAACUCUGGAAUGAAUUCUGGAAUGAACUCUGGAAUGAACUCCGGGAUGAAUUCUAAUCCCUGGGACGCUGAUAAAGGUAGGGACAUGGGUUGGUCUGCCGGUGGGGAUACAUGGUCUGCCAGGAAACCUAUGCGUGGAUCUCCUAGCUGGGAGGAUUCUGGAAUGGUAUCUGAUGGAAGAUGGGGUCCAAGCCGGCCCCCAGUUAGUAAGGAGGCUGUGUGGAACAGUAAACAGUUCAGGUUACUCUGUGAUAUGGGAUUCAGAAAGGAAGACGUAGAAACUGCACUUAGGAAUACAAGCAUGCAGCUUGACGAUGCUCUGGAGAUGCUGAACCAGUCCCGCGGAGUCAGUAUGCCCAACCGUGGCAUGCCUCCUGGGGAUCUUGGUUUCCCAGGUCCCAGAGCAGAUCCUAGUUAUGAUAUGAGGUAUCCUGGCCAAGGGAUGCCUCCCUACCCUCCUGGAGAUAUACCUCCUACUAAUCCUAGUCUACAGAACAACCCUAGUCGGGGGGGAAUGAACCCUGCACUUGUACAACAAAUGUCUAUUGGAGGCGGGCCCGCUCCUCAUCCCGGCGCCCCGCCUAGACCUUCUCAGUCAGGCCCGCCCAGCACCAGUCAGCUGAGACUGCUUGUUCAGCAGAUUCAAAUGGCUGUACAGGCUGGUCAUCUCAACGCUCAGAUCCUGAAUCAACCCUUGGCUCCGCAGACGCUUCUGCUUCUUAACCAGCUUCUUCAGCAGAUCAAAGCACUGCAGAACUGUCAGCAUCAGCAUAAUAUGGCGCAGGCCGCUGGACCCCGUGGUACCGUAUCUCCCAACCAUGUUCUUCAAAUCAAUGUGCAAAUUACCAAGCACAAACAGCAGAUAACGAACCUUCAAAACCAGAUUACAGCGCAGCAAGCACAGUAUUUAAAGAACCAACAACCUCAACAUAUGGGUGGUGGUCUCCCUGGUCCUCCAGGCUCAGAAAACGAACUCAAUAUUAACCUUGGCAACAUGUCAAUUUCAGACCAACAUACUGGAUCCAAGCUCAAUAAAUGGAUUAAAAACGAUAACAAUGAUCCUGACUUUAGCCGUGCUCCUGGUAGCAGCAAGAGUAGCACAAGUCAACCCUCUCCAAACCUUCUCCUGGACAGUGGUAGUACCUGGUCCAACGGAAAUAAUGGUGCAGGCUCCGGCUGGCCUGACAGCAACAAUGACAAGAACAGCAACAACGCUGAGGAUCCGGAUAAUUUCGGAAUCCCAGAGUUUGUACCUGGCAAGGCAUGGAAAGGAUCUGGGAUCAAGGACCCUAGUGAGGAUCCUACACUUACUCCGGGUAGUGUAGCAACUACGCCUAUUAUUCUACAGCAAGGAGAGAAACCUUCUCUUUCCGCCAACUCUGCAACCACGGUUGAGAAUAGUCUUGGACUCACCUCCACAACCUGGAGCUUUGGAUCCAAGGAUCCUACUGCUUCCAAGAUGGAUGGAGGUUGGGGAACUCUACCACCUUCCAGCUCAUCAACCAACCUCACUGCAAUGGGACAGGAUCUCUGGGGACUCUCCAGGACUGGAGGAGCUCCUAAACCUGCCAGCUCAGGUUGGCCUGGAGUCUCUUCAGGAGCUUCUAACGGUUGGAGUAACGGGACGAAUAUGCCUCCUAGCUCUGGAUCUGCAUGGUUACUGCUGAAGAAUCUAACUGCUCAGAUUGAUGGAAGCACUCUGCGCACACUCUGUAUGCAGCACGGUCCUCUUAACAACUUCCAUCUUUAUCUUCCUCACGGGAUUGCCCUGGCUAAAUACAGCAAUGGAAGCGAGGCCAAAAAGGCUCAGAACGCUUUAAACAAUUGUGUGCUGGGUAACACUACCAUCCUGGCUCAAGUGUCAGAUGAACACGAGGUGGAGAAUAUUGUUCGUACUCUUUCCCAGGCUGGAAACCAGACUAGGAGUUCUCAACCAUCUACUCCCUACUCUUCAUACUCCGCUCUACCUAAAUCUAGCUCUAUCGACUCAUGGAGCGGAGGUCUUGGCGGCGGCUCCAACCUUUGGUCUUCCUCUGGGCUCGGAGGUAGCGUGUGGGGUGCUCCGGAUGACCAGCACAACCGGACCACACCUCUCACCUCCUACCUGCCCCCUGAUCUUCUCAGCGAACCAAUGUAAAGGAUCAAGGUAGCAGAAACAGUAAGGAUAAUCUGACAAAGGAGUUUGUGUGACCUCCUCUUUAUUAUCUGAUGAUAUACGUCUCGCAUUAUCAAAAGCCAUAUUAUACUCAAAAGACGAACUACGAGAUAGGAGCCUUUUCAUUUUCUAGCAAUGUAAGGGGUCAACUAAUUAUCAUUAAUUCAAGUAUUCUACCCAGCCUUCAAUAAGAACAAAAAUAUGUUAUAUGUUGGUAGCUAUAAGCACAAUAUGCCAAAUUGGUAUUGAGGGGGUUAGUCCCCAAACUCUACUCCCUCUACCCCCUUCACGCUGAUAACUCGGUAAACUUGUCCUUAUUUUCUCUCUUCAAUCAAUCAAUCACUAUCCAAACAAGUUCAAUGAUCUUCAGGAUAAUAAGUCCAAGUUAUCAUGCUUGUGGUAAAUAUGCUGUGAAAUCAUGUGACGCUAUCAAAAUUGUAUUUUAGCGCGACCUGCUGUAUCCUCGAUAUAUAUCUAAAAAAAUUCCUUUCAAAAAUGGUGCAAAAAAGGACCUAUCAGCUUCGUCGACAUUUUGUCGCGGGGCCCCUUUUAUGGAUGAUCAUUUUCAGUCAUUUAUUUUCCAUUUAAUUCCUGUAUACGAUGUAAGUAAUUCUAGUUCUCUUGAUAAUGAUUUUUGCUUUUUUCAAUGAUAUAUAUCCUGUGUAAUAUGUUUAUAAACUCAUUUUGACAGAACCAAAUUCUAUUCUAAAUAUUUUUAAUUAGAGGGGGGUGCUCCCAGCCACCUCUUGAUUUAACGUGCUGUGUAUCUUUAUUCAGUAGAGUCAAUAUUUAGCAUUAUGUUUAGUCAAACUCCCAUUAGACCUAGGACUCCUCUUCCUUUAUAGAGGGGAGUCAUAAACUGUAAUAGUGUUUGGACUGUCCAGACGUCAAUUUAUUACUUGGCAUAUAGAAAUGAUAUGUGUGAUAUUUAGACUGGUUUAAUAUAUUCCAUCUUUUCUAUGGGAAAUAUUUAUCAUUGUAUACGCGCCUCUUCUUAAAUUAUACAAUACUUAGUGAAAGAUUGAACCUAUGGGUUUAUAUCUAAAAGAUUAAAAAUCUCAAGUACAGCCAAAUUAAAACCAAACUGUGAAUUAAUUAAGUCAGGAUACAGGGCUUCAUCAUUUAAAACUUCAAAUAUUUCUCUUGACAAUUUUAUUAAAAAUAUAAAUGUGAGAUUUCUAAUUUUAAACGUAAAACUUGAUAUUUUAAAUAUUGUACCAAUAUUGAGGCGAAAGUUGCGCUUUCAGACUUGUAAUGCUAUUCCUGCAUUCUCGAAUACUUGUAUUCGGUUUGCCGCAAAACUUUCGAGCACAAUGGAACCCUAAUGGCAUUGGAAUCACUGUAAUUGCCAGUAUUUGAUGGAACGGGAGCCAUAGCAAUGGCAAAAGAGCAAUAUUAAAUUCCCUAAUCCAGUGCACAAAAUAAUGGACAGAACGGCAUAUCAUGGUUUUUAUAAAUGUCAAAAUAAGUGGAAAAUGUGAUUGUUAAAAACUUAGUUAACUCAAUAUUCAGCUGUGACUGUUGUGUCAGGAGAGACUCAAAAUUGAUCGAUUGAUUUAUUAAAAUUGAUUGAUCAAUAAUCAAACCAUGAAAAUAGCCCCGGCUAUAGCUAGCUAACAGGCCCAAUCACUUACAAUGAGAGAUCUCACAAACCCCCCUUGGCUUGUGUUAGCUAGAUGAGAUUAAAAAAUUUUGGUUGUGUUUUCGCCAUAACUUUAAACCUACGUAAUGCAAAUUUGGAAUAUAUAUUAUAUUUGAAAAAAAUGAAUUCAAAAGCUAACAAAAAAAAAGCGCUCUACUAAUAUGUGAUAAAAAAUAUGUCCCGACCUUAUUGUGUCGAAAUAUGUGUUCACAUUGCAAUUUAUUUAAACAACUUAUACAGGUGAUAACGCAGCCAAAAACCAAUUACUAUAAACCCGCUGCUUUUUAACAUCAGAUCAAGGGUUUUCUUCAAUGUAAUAACAUAUCAGAUGACAUGGCUCUGAUUUUAAUCAAAAUUUCGAUCUUAACUCUUCACCGGCCAUUGUCGGGACGAGUUUUCUUAGUUCUUUUGAACACGUUCAAGUAAUAUGCCACAUCAAUUGUUAUAGAACUUUUUCAUGCAAUUUUUUAAUUUCCCUUAAACGUGCCAUAUACCUAUCAGCUUUAAAUGUGGCAUGUUAUUGAAUAUUUGCAAUUAUGCUUCGUGCUCCGGAGACUGAUUCUAAUAUGUUAUUUAAUUUCUAUUUUUUUCAAAUUCUGUAAUUUGUCUUCUGUGUAUUCAAAACUAGUAUAUAGCGGGCAGACCCUAUCGUGAAUUGUUCGAGCGGAUCUGCCCACUGUUUGGCUGGUUCAAUAGCAAUCUAGGCUGGGUAGUCAGCUGCUCCAAGCUGCGGCAGCAUAAAGCUGGUUUGAUCAGCUGUGCAGCUGCCACAGCUGCUGCCGAGGCAGGAGGGAGCAGCUGACUUGCCUGGCUUGGGGGCCGUGAAAGGUAGAAUGUUGAGAUUUCUAUUGAGCGAAAGGGGAUUUAAAAAUAAUUAUUGUAAUGCAUAAUAAUAUAUAAAUAAUCUGUAAUAAUCUCUGUAUUUGUUUAAACAUUACUUCCAACAAUUUCAACCCAAAACUUUAUUGAAAAAAUGAUUUUGCGGUCUGAUUUUUCUAGUCACUUGUUUUUUUUAACAUGCAUCUCCGAGUAUUUAAGCGAUAAAAAAUUUGAAUUUAAUCAAAAGAGCACCCUUGUCACCAUUUGGAACUUUCAAACUGGAAUUUGCAAUCCAACACCAAAGACAAUUUUGAUAUUUGGCCUAAAAUCUAUUCUACGAAACCGUCGAUAUUUUUCAAAAUUUUUGUGUGCCAAACCUGUUACCUUAAACUACGGCUGAGAUAAAUGUUCAAAUUGCCAAUAUUUUGAUUAAUAGUAAUGAUUGCCUUCUCACUACGGUAUGAGCUUAUAUUGUGGCGUGAUAGUAUGCUUUUGGAUUAAUUCUUCCUUUUAAGUAUUAACGACUUCUUUAUUAACUUGCUCACUCCACUUCAUUUCCUCAUUUUUACUGAAUUUGAUUAUAUUUUUCUAUCUCCCAAUAGGACUGUAUAGGUAUAUUUAGACAUAGAAAUAUUUAAAUCUGUGAUUUUUAACAAUUUAUAAAGAAAAUUGCAUUUCUGGGUGUGUCAGUACCAUGGUCAAUGCAAUGUUUAAAAAACAAUUUUCUCAUUUUUACAAAAUUUACUAAAUUUGGUUAAAUAACUUUAAGGGAAAUUUUAGAAGAAAUGGAAAAUUUAUUAAACUUUUGAUGUGUGCAUAGCUUUCUUCCUUGAAGGGAGUAUCAUUAGAUCUUGAAAAAUUGAUUGUAAUGAAUUUUAAACGCCAAUAUUAUGUAAGCAUCUAGUUAUAGAAUUUAAAUUUUAAGUCGUUAAACAUUUAACAUUUUUGUCAAAUUUCAAAUUAAAUUCUCGCCGUUUCUUUCCAAAAAAUAGAAUUUUAAAUGUUAAAUGUAAAAGAUAUUUAACGAAUUGUACAGUUUAUGGUUUAAGGAUAUGUGUAACCCCCGCGAAAAUGGCCCAAUCCGGCCCCAAUUCAAUCUUGCAACAAUUAAAGGAUCAACUGUACUCAGAAGCCGGAUCGGGUCAUAACAGCCUAUAUUGCACUUAGGCUUCUCACUUCACCGAUAUAUUUUAUCCAUCUAUUUAUUUAAUUAUGUUGGGAUUAGUAAUUAUAUAUAUAUUUACAACAUGCUUGGUUUUCCUAUUCCAGAAAAUGAACCAAAUUUGCAUGGAAACUUAAUAUCGGUAAAUGUCCCUCAGAUGGCCAUGAUGCCACUGACAACUAAAUUUAUCGGGUCUUCUUCUGGUUUCCAUGACUUGAAGCAUAAAAGUCAUCGAUUUUAUCAUUGCGAUAUGCUGCAAACUCAAAGAGGCAAUAAAUGCAAAAUAUAUUACAAUUUUAGAAAUGAAAAAAAUAUCUUUUAAAAGACAAAGCUAUUUUGAUUAUCCUCUUUUUUGUUAUAUCCUUAAUGCUGCGAGCAAACAUUUCAAAAGUCAUUUCAAAACAGCUUAAGUACUUUGAAAAGCUUAUCCUCCGCAUUAAUGAUUAGUUACCUGAAUCGUCUUCCUCAAUAAGGCGCCAAAAAUUGUCAAGAUUUGUCCUUCCGAUGACUGCCCUCCUUAAUUGGGGCAAUAUUUGUCAGCUCAUACUAGAUCAUAAAUUAAAAACCAUUGCCAAACUAAGUUUGCCUUUUAAUCUGCAAGUACUUGUAUACAUUUCCCCUGAUUUAUUUUAGAAAAUGCGCAACCGUUUCAGAGCCACCAACAUAGCGGUCUAGGGUAAUGUUGCGCAUUUUCAAAUUGUUAAGUGAUAUUAUCCUCGUCGUUUAAACACAAACAACCAAACUAAGAAUUCCUCGGAUGUCCGGCAGCGUGUGAAUGAUCUCGCUACACUUCGCCUCAAACUCUGUGAUAUUCGCCAACCAUUUGGCUAACUGGUGAAACGGGGUAGCACCGCCAGGGAGGGCCGUAUCUCAAAUUUGUGAUUUUUAAAUAUUUGCAUUUUUACCAUCUUCCGCCUGACAAAUAAGCUUGUUAACUCUCCCUGGUGCGUUGUUGCCCUGUACAUUUCUCUGUUGUCUAGCUAAGGUCUGAUCUCCGUCCCCGGCCGAGGUCUUCAAGGAAGACACCAUGUUGGAUCUCAGUUUGUGUUUGAACGGAUUCCAACUCUCUGAUAAUCUGAGCUCAAAUUCAUUGUUUUCACUCUCAGUUUGGGCAUGUUUCUCUUACACCUGUAAUAUGCACCUGUACAAAUGUAUCCUGAAGUUUUGUCAUGGGUUGGAUUGUUUACCAUUGGUUUCUCUCAAUCCAUGCCUUCCAACCCGGUCUCAAUACUUCAGGUCCAGGAUGGAUCUUACAGUUCUGGGUAUUAAUACAUAAGUAUAUAUAUCAUAUAUACAAUACAACCAUUUUG
This is a messenger RNA of Eurytemora carolleeae, 9307 nucleotides long. RefSeq names its product protein Gawky (gene gw). The record is from RefSeq and is a predicted model, not a curated record. Lineage: Eukaryota; Metazoa; Arthropoda; Copepoda; Calanoida; Temoridae. Gene Ontology annotation, cellular component: nucleoplasm; P-body. Gene Ontology annotation, biological process: positive regulation of nuclear-transcribed mRNA poly(A) tail shortening; miRNA-mediated gene silencing by inhibition of translation. Gene Ontology annotation, molecular function: protein binding; nucleic acid binding.